AUGUCUCUCCCCGGAGACUCCUCCGACACCCUAAUAACACCCCCUUCACCAAUUCACCCCAAACCUCAAAUGGAGCACGACCAUGAACUCACCAUCAUCGAGUCUGAGCCCCCAAAACUUCUCCGGGAAGCCAGCGAUAUCACUUGGCAGGAAUCUCUCGAAAUUCAAGAUGCAGUAACUCUCGUCCGUCGUCGACGCGGCCGCUUCAGGCUUUUGCACCAGCAGCAGUUCCGAAAUAGUCUCCUCGCUAGCGUGGGAUAUCUUGAACUCGCCAACGCGGGUGACUUCGCUGCGAAUGUGUGGAAUGACAUCCCCGUGCCGACCUUCGCUGCCGUGCUUAUGGGUAUUGGGGGGACGUUGGCGCUAGGCAUGACCUUUGUCGCGGUUCAAGACUACAGACUUAGCCGGAGGAAUGUCCGACUAUUGCAGGAUGAGAAAGAGCAUCUGCAAAGGCUUCGGCAGUACCAUGUGAAGAAUCCCGAGUUGGUUCGAGUACUCGAUAGUCGGCUUGGGGUGGGGAUGCGUGAGAUUGGGACUGAGGUUGUUGAUCGCAUUUUCAUGGAUAUUCUGCUUGGCGCAGGGUCGAUCCUUGUUGGAGUUGGGACAUUGAUGGCGAUUGGGGGUGCGAAUCGCCGAGUGUAUGAGGCGAGUAACUUGCUCUCCGGGUAUAUUGGAAAUGGUUUAGCUGCAGCGUUCGGUCUUGUGAAUGCGGUGUGGUCGUAUUAUCUCAUUCAAAGAUUCAGACAUCAUGAUGCUGCGGUGCGGAAGAGUGAGCCGAGUGGUGAUAUUCGUCGACGACUACAUGCUCGGUUUCGUCGGUUCCAGUGGCAUGCUGUGAUCAAUGGAGUCAACGGGUUGAUCGCGGGCGCUGCGUCAAUGGUCACUGCAACGCGGUGGUGGGGAUAUGUCGUGCUGAUUCCCUGCAUUAUCUCGCUCAUUAUGUGCAACUAUUUCUGGCGCAAGAAGAUCGGCUACGACCGUCCCGUCUUAGGGCAUGUUUCUCUCGCAAGAAUGCAGUUAACGCCGCUAAUCGAAGAUCUCGAGUACGCGAUCGCCAUGCAACGCGGUCUGUCAGGGCCUGAGAUCUCACUUCCUCAAACCAUCCUACGACCCUCUUCCUACGAGUCCAUCCUACAGUUCAUCGUGCAAAAUCGCAUGCUGGAAAUCUACGCUGAUUCCCUAGCCCACGACAAGAAGACCCGUUCCAUUCUCCUCGAGAUUUCGACCUCCAUCUCAAACCAAAUUAUAAUAACCCACGACAUCCUCCUUCGACUUUCCGUCAAGCACACAAAUACACAGAUCCUUUUAGAUCACGCCAGCCGCUUCCUCCGCACCGAUGGUGUUCGCAUCUUUACACAUCGCGAGCGGCACCUGUUGGAAUUACUGGGCUACGCCAUCUGGCAGGAUCAGACGGUUGCCACUCAGACGCAGGGAACUACAAUAGAGAUGAAGUAA
Messenger RNA from Penicillium atrosanguineum, 1455 nucleotides. RefSeq lists its product as uncharacterized. The record is from RefSeq and is a predicted model, not a curated record. The transcript has a single exon. The coding region runs from base 1 to 1455 and encodes 484 amino acids. Lineage: Eukaryota; Fungi; Ascomycota; Eurotiomycetes; Eurotiales; Aspergillaceae.